GAGUGGGAUAGAAGGGAGCGUGGAGUCCAUCUAUACACAAGAAAAAGUUCUGCAACAAGACCAACCAAGUGGAACUACACAGUGCGCCUCUCCCUUUCCACGGAUGGACGCUUAGCUCCUGCUCAGUUUCACUUGUUCGAACAAAGUUCAGCUUGGCGGAGUUGCCUCCGCGUCUGUGCCUCUGAAGAUGGACAGUUUAAUACGAAGGAAAGGGCGCAGGAGGAUACCGCUGCUACUGUACAUCUUACUACACAUAGUGUCGACUCAAGCAGCUGCUCACAUUGACGUCUUGAGAGAGUUGGAUCUGACAGAAAACAUGGAGGGAGUGUUUUUGGAGGCGGGGCUGUGCAGUAACAGAAGAGUGACACAGGAGACCGACCUGGCUUACAGAAUAGGCAAAAAGAUACAACUCAGUGCCCCCACCAAACAACUGUUUCCAGAUUCAAAAUUUCCAGAGAACUUCUCUCUAAUGGCCACAGUGCGAGCUAAGAAGGACUCUCAGUUCUUCUUGUUGUCCAUCUAUGAUGAUCAGGGGGUGCAGCAGUUAGGACUAGAGAUUGGACGUUCUCCUGUGUUCCUCUAUGAAGACCAGAAUGGACAUCCUACUCCUGAACAGUACCCCACCUUUAAGAAAAUCAACACAGCAGACGGAAAAUGGCGCAGAAUAGCCUACAGCGUCAUUGGGAAGUCGGUCACUCUCUACUUGGACUGUCAGAAGGCUCAGACUCUGGAUCUGCCUCGUGGGGACAGUGCGGUGGUCAGCACAGAUGGUGUCACUGUGUUUGGGACCAGACUGCUGGAUGAAGAAGUGUUUGAGGGAGACAUUCAACAGCUCCUGAUCUCGGAAGACCCUGAUGCCGCAGCCAGUUAUUGUGAACGAUACAUCCCCGACUGUGACGCUCCUCUGCCGUACAGCAUCCAGAGUGUACAGAAGUCCCUGAAGUCCGAUGCCCCAAUUCAAAAUGAAAAACUCGACGAUUCACAGAAAAAAUCAAAGAAGGGGAAAAAGGGCAAAAAGAACAAAAAGAAUCGGAACAAGGGGUCAAAGGGCAAAGGUAAACGCAAGGGGAAGAAGGGAUCCAGGAAGAAGAAGCAUCAAGAAGAGUUCCAAGAUGGCUCCUUACACGCCACUACAGCACUACCUCAGUAUUUGUCCCUGGAAGCAGUUGAGCCCACGGAGGUGCCACUGACCUCAACCACAACUGAAGCAACCGUUCCCACUGUCAGUCCCACCGAAGAAUAUGUUAAGGGCUUGUCGGAAUUGAACACUCAGGAGUCAAACCUCGUCUCUGAGUCCUCCACCGCAGGACCCAGUACAGUACUAGAUCCUGAGGUUGAAAAGGAGGAUCCUGAGCUAGUGAAGACAGCAGUGGUGGAGGGUCCUGAAGAUGACCUGUAUGAUGCUCUGUCAGUUUCCACAGUAACAGUGGGGCCAAAUGUGACCGACUAUGAGACCUUUGAGUAUGACUUUAAGAACGACACAAGCUCUGAAGAAUAUGAACUUUAUGAAGACAGCUACGAUUUUGCAGAACGAGAAAUAGAAACAACAUGGCCGGGACAGGGUGCUGCUAGAGGAGAGAAGGGCCAGAAGGGAGAACCUGCUGUUGUUGAGCCGGGUACAAUGAUAGAAGGGCCUCCAGGUUUACAAGGGCCCCAGGGCAUGAGUGGUCCAGCUGGACCUGUUGGCCCCCCAGGACCGAGGGGUGAUCCGGGUGAUGUGGGUCCACAGGGACGGCCAGGUCUUCCUGGGGCUGAUGGGAUUCCAGGUCCCCCUGGAACAGUGCUAAUGCUGCCAUUCCAGUAUGGAGGUGAUUCCCAAAAGGGGCCAGUGAUAUCUCCUCAAGAAGCCCAAGCACAUGCCAUCCUGCAGCAGGCCCAGAUUUCACUGAAGGGCCCUCCAGGACCGUUAGGUCUUACAGGGCGACCAGGUCCUCAGGGUGUCCCGGGAACGUCUGGUAUAAAAGGAGACAGUGGAGACAGUGGCCCCCCUGGGCCAGCGGGUUUGCCAGGUCCUCCAGGGCCUAAUGGGAAGGCAGGAAAGAGAGGACACGCAGGAGCAGAUGGUGGUCGUGGAGCACCAGGUGAAACUGGCGCUAAGGGCGACAGGGGCUUUGAUGGUCUGCCAGGUCUCCUGGGAAACAAGGGCCACAGAGGUGAUAGAGGCAAGCCAGGUCCUCCUGGACCUGUUGGAGAACCAGGGGAGAAGGGAUCUGACGGACCUGUGGGACCAAGAGGACAACCGGGUGAGCCUGGAGCACGGGGUCUGAUUGGGCCGAGGGGUUCACCUGGUCCACCUGGUCAACCAGGCAUCAGUGGCGCUGAUGGAGUUCAAGGGUCAAAGGGAAACUUGGGGGCACAUGGAGACUUAGGCCCACCUGGUCAACAAGGAAACCCAGGAGCACAGGGCUUGCCAGGUCCUCAAGGUCCCAUCGGAUUGCCCGGAGAGAAGGGUCCUCAAGGAAAACAAGGAAUGCAGGGUCUACCGGGCAUCGAUGGUCCUCCUGGUCACCCCGGGAGAGAGGGCCCCCCCGGAGAGAAGGGUAUCCAAGGUUUACUUGGUGCUCAGGGUCCUGUUGGCUACCCAGGGGCCCGUGGAGUCAAGGGAGCUGACGGCAUCCGAGGUUUGAAAGGAAACAAAGGAGAGAAGGGAGAAGAUGGCUUCCCUGGGUUCAAAGGUGAUAUGGGCCUAAAAGGAGACAGAGGUGAUAGUGGACCCCUGGGUGCCCGAGGAGAGGACGGACCAGAAGGACAGAAGGGACAAGCUGGACCAAAUGGAGAAUCAGGAGCAGCGGGUAUUGCUGGUGAAAAGGGUAACCUUGGUGUACCUGGGCUGCCCGGAUAUCCAGGAAGACAAGGACAAAAGGGGUCACUGGGCUUCCUUGGUUUGGCAGGAGCCUCUGGAGAGAAAGGACGAAGAGGUCCAGCCGGACAACAGGGGCAAGGGGGCCAGAGAGGUCCAAAUGGAGCUCGAGGGGGGAGAGGUGCAAGAGGGCCCACUGGAAAAUCGGGAGAAAAGGGUUCUGCUGGACAAGAUGGCCCCCCAGGAUCUCCCGGUGAACAGGGACCCCAAGGACCACAGGGAAGGCAAGGUGAAACAGGACAAAGGGGACCUAAUGGUCCACCUGGAAAAGAUGGACUGCCCGGUCAUCCAGGACAGAGAGGCGAACCAGGUUUUCAAGGCAAAAAUGGGCCUCCUGGGCCUCCAGGUGUUGUGGGACCACAGGGAAAAACUGGUGACACUGGACCAACAGGCGAUAGAGGCCACCCAGGGUCACCAGGACCUCCUGGAGAACAUGGUUUACCCGGAUCUGCUGGAAAGGAAGGAACCAAGGGAGAUGCUGGCCCAGCAGGUGCACCAGGGAAAAGUGGCCCAGGUGGACUCCAGGGCUUUAGAGGCAGCAGAGGGACUCCAGGAGCAAUGGGUCCUGCAGGUUUGAAGGGUGGAGAGGGUCUGCCUGGUGUUGCAGGACUAGUGGGUGCCACCGGAGAGAGGGGCCCUGCUGGGCCAGCUGGCGCUAUUGGCCAGCCUGGACGGCCCGGAGGCGUGGGGCCUGCUGGGCCUAUGGGAGAGAAAGGAGAUCCGGGAGAGAAAGGACCUGUGGGUCCAGUGGGGAAGGAUGGUGAACAAGGGCCUAUCGGACCACCCGGGGUUGCAGGAUCUCCUGGACCUCCAGGAGAGGAUGGAGAUAAGGGAGAAACAGGAGUAGUGGGCCAGAAAGGCAGCAAAGGAGACAAAGGAGAAGCUGGACCACCAGGACCAAUUGGAAUUCAAGGACCUGUUGGCCCACCUGGACCACCGGGUUCAGAUGGAGAGACUGGGCCUCGGGGUCAGCAGGGAAUGAACGGGGCUAAAGGAGACGAGGGACAAAGAGGCUUCAAAGGGGCCUCAGGUCCAUCUGGACUUCAGGGGAUGCCUGGACUGCCUGGAGAGAAGGGUGAAAGUGGGCAUGUUGGUUCAUUGGGACCCCCAGGACAGCAUGGACCAAGAGGGCCACCAGGUCCCAUUGGUGCAGAGGGCCAUGCUGGAUUGCCUGGUGGAGUUGGUCAGCCUGGAAUUGUUGGAGAGAAGGGUGAGGACGGAGAAGCUGGAAACCCAGGCCCCCCUGGUGAACCGGGUAUUGCUGGAACUAAAGGCGAGUUUGGGGAGAAGGGUGACUCUGGUCCUCCUGGUGCAGCCGGACCCCCAGGACCAAGAGGAACGCCUGGCGAGGAUGGGGCCAAGGGACACAUUGGUCCUAUUGGUUUUCCUGGAGAUCCUGGACCCCCUGGUGAACCUGGUGCCAAUGGGUUAGAUGGUGUAGCAGGGCCGAAAGGAGACAAUGGAGAACCAGGAAAAGCAGGACCCCCUGGAGCAUCUGGGGAACCAGGACCUUCUGGCCCUCCUGGACGACGGGGUCAUAUUGGUCCAGCAGGAAAGGAAGGAAAGCAAGGAGUGAAAGGGGCCAAAGGUGCAGCAGGAACACAGGGUCCUGCUGGAAAGACCGGCCCAGUGGGAGCUCAAGGACAGCCGGGGAGAGACGGUCCCGAGGGACUGAGAGGCAUCCCAGGGCCUGCGGGGGAGCACGGGUUGAAUGGUCCACCAGGACAAGCCGGACCUCCAGGACCAACAGGCCCAGCAGGACUGCCAGGACUUAAAGGAGACCCAGGAACAAAGGGAGAUAAGGGUCACGGAGGGUUGAUCGGUCUAAUUGGUCCACCAGGAGAGCCUGGAGAAAAAGGAGACAGGGGCUUACCAGGCAGCGAGGGUGCUCAAGGGCCUAAAGGAGAUCAGGGUACAGCUGGUCAACAGGGUCCUACAGGCCCACUAGGACCCCCUGGCUUAUCUGGUCCAGCUGGUGAGAAGGGAUCAAAGGGAGACACGGGAGCUGUUGGCGCCAGAGGAGACACCGGACCAGCAGGACCACCCGGACCCCCAGGACCACCUGCAGCAUACGUGGAGCCGUUGCCCAUCAGGGAAGGCAAGCGCAAGAAAAAAAGACAUUUAGAGCGAGCAGCAGAUCCAGCCCUGUCCACAGGAGGCGAGUUCUUCCAAGGGGACGAGGCACUGGAGGAUGCAGAGGGCAUGGAGGAAGUCUUUGCCUCGCUCGCCUCCAUGAAGACUGAGGUGGAGCUGAUGAGGCGGCCCCUAGGAACCUAUGAGAGCCCGGCCCGCACCUGCAAAGAGCUUAUGAUGGUCCAGCCCAAUUACAAAAACGGAGAGUACUGGAUAGAUCCAAACCAAGGCUGUCACAAGGACUCUAUCAAGGUCUAUUGUAACUUCACAGCAGAAGGGGAGACCUGUCUCUAUCCUGACAAAAGGAUUGAGACGGUCAAAUUAGCAUCGUGGAAUAGGGAGAAGCCUGGAAAGUGGUAUAGUCAGUUCAGGAAAGGAAAGAAGUUCUCCUACAUUGACAGAGACGAGAACCCGGUGCAUGUGGUUCAGAUGACCUUCCUCAAACUGCUCAGUGCCACGGCCAAACAGAGCUUCACCUACACCUGUCAGAACUCAGCGGGAUGGUUCGACAGCACAUCCCUAUCCUACCAGCACGCCCUGCGCCUUCGAGCCCACAAUGAGGAGGAGCUGAGCCAGAGCAAGAGCCCCUUUAUCCACGUUGUGUAUGAUGGGUGCAAGUCUCGUACGGGCCAGGAGAGGACAGUCUUAGAGGUCAACUCUUCUGCUGAGCUGCUUCCUAUUAUUGACGUUGCUCCUGUGGAUUUUGGUCGCAACAAUCAGAAGUUUGGAUUCCGAGUAGGACCAGUAUGUUUCAAUGGUUAACCACUUGCCAACAACGCACAGAAGAAGCAAAGACUUUGACAGUUACCAUGAGCAAUAUUUAUUACUACUUUUAUGUGGUGACCGAAUGGUGCUUGAAAUUCAGUUUACAGCCACAAUGGACUCUAAACGGAACAUAUGCAACAGUGAAAACACCAAAGGGAAUUUGCAUUAUACAGUUUGUAUUUAAUUGUGUUUUGUUCUUCUCACUCUGCUUUGAGUGUGCUGUAUUUUUUUCCUUGAGAACUGCACUGCCUGAAAAACACCACUGUAUCUGUGUUGUUACUCUGUGUGAUGGGUCUGAUAAGUGGGUCCUUCUAGACAUUGAAUGGAAACUACCUAAUUUAAACUCUGGGACUGAACUAAAACCUGAGAUGCUAUUUUUUCAUUAGCAAGACAAUUGUAUAGCAGUGAACCAGGCUUGCAUAUUAAUUCUGUACCAGAAACACAAUUAAUUUCCAGUGUUGGAGAAAUUGUCCUUUCUACCCUUCACCAGUGAUUUAGUUUGAUUAGUAUUCAAUAAGUGUAUGUAGUUAUUGAGCCUUACUUGAACGGAUAAGGUUGUUUCCCUCAUUGGGCAGCUCUUCACUUCUUUUUACACAGCUUUAUGAGCCCUUUCUAUAGAAACUGCAUCUCAGUGAUACAAGUGCACACUGAAUAGACAUUUAUCAUUAUAAAGUCGGUUACAUAUGUUUUUAUUUUCACGUUAGAUGUGUGAACACAAAUCAGACAUAACAUUAUGAAGGUGACUAUAUGUAUCAAAACCAGCUAUAAUGUAACACAGUACAGUUAGAUGAAGCUGCGUAAUAGGCAGUUUUUCAUAAUAUUAGCCUGGUUUAACUUUGAUCAUUGGUAAAAGAUAACUCCUUUUUGUUGACUGGUGCUAAAACUAUCAUGGGUAAAUGCAAAAGUGGGUAAUGUUAAGUCUCACAACACAUGUUUUUCAGCGUAGGUGUUUAUUUAUUUAAAUUCACAAAAAUAAAGGUGCCUUUUACUUCACUGGAUGAGAACAAAUGUUAGCACUAAUUAAAGACUGACCAUUAACGUCUUCAGUCAUAUCAUUAUGGUAUUAUAUCAUGGAUACACACUAUACACUCUAUUACACUGUUAUUUUUAACAUUAUUCAUGGUCCAUGUGUCAUAGGCAUUUAUUUGAAACGCUUAGUGCAAUUGUAAGCUUUGUAAAACUUGCUUUGUAAACGUGAAUGUAUUUUUAUUUUCAGCUCAAACAAAAGUAGUUAGGCAGUUUACUUUGCUUCACUCAUUGCAGCAAUGAGCUCAUCUCCUCCUGUCCUGUUCACCUCUUUUGUAUAGUAUUCGUUGUUCUAAUGUUAUAUACUGUACAGUUCUGUUGUGAAAAAUAACCUGUUGUCUGAAUGAGUAAAAUUGUUGUGGAUUU
Molecule: messenger RNA, 7150 nt
Organism: Periophthalmus magnuspinnatus
Lineage: Eukaryota; Metazoa; Chordata; Actinopteri; Gobiiformes; Gobiidae
Gene: col5a3a
Product: collagen, type V, alpha 3a
Exons: 67
Coding region: 188-5755 (1855 amino acids)
Molecular function (GO): extracellular matrix structural constituent
Source: RefSeq, a predicted model, not a curated record